Messenger RNA from Podospora anserina S mat+, 1494 nucleotides. RefSeq lists its product as uncharacterized. Gene Ontology annotation, molecular function: actin filament binding. Bases 1 to 1494 code for a protein of 497 amino acids. The record is from RefSeq and is a predicted model, not a curated record. Gene Ontology annotation, biological process: Arp2/3 complex-mediated actin nucleation. The transcript is spliced from 5 exons. Gene Ontology annotation, cellular component: actin cortical patch; Arp2/3 protein complex. Lineage: Eukaryota; Fungi; Ascomycota; Sordariomycetes; Sordariales; Podosporaceae.
AUGGAUGGAGCUCGCUGCUGGCGAGACGUAAUCUUGGACCUCCAACCUCCACUGGGCGCCGACUGCCUGCCACCUUCGACGUCCGGCUCACGAUCCCCCAAUUCCCAUUCCCGUUCCGCAAAGCAACACUUGAUUCUUCAACACACGAGCUGCAUUCGGCCGCAACCCCAUCGCAAACAUGGCAAACCAAACGCCGGCCGUUGUCAUGGACACGGCACUGGCUUCUCCAAGUUAGGUUUUGCCGGCAAUGAUUCCCCGUCCUUCGUUUUCCCGACCGCCAUCGCGACCAAGGCCGCUGCCGGUAGCGCCGGGUCUGGCUCUGGCCGUCCGGCCGUAGCGAACAAGCCCUCUUUCCUCACCGGCGGUGCUGGUCCGACCGGCCAUCUCUCGGCCAAGCGCGGCACUGAGGACCUCGAUUACUUUAUUGGCGACGAAGCCAUCGCCGCCUCUUCUGGCCCCGGUUACGGGCUGCACUACCCAAUCCGACACGGUCAAAUAGAGAACUGGGAUCACAUGGAGAGAUUUUGGUCCAACUCCAUCUUUAAAUAUUUGAGAGUCGAGCCUGAGGAUCAUCACUUCCUCCUCACCGAACCACCCCUGAACCCCCCCGAAAAUCGUGAAAACACGGCCGAGAUUUUCUUCGAGUCUUUCAACUGCGCCGGUCUAUAUAUUGCCGUUCAGGCCGUGUUGGCUCUUGCUGCCUCCUGGACCUCAUCCAAGGUCACCGACCGAUCCCUGACCGGUACUGUUAUUGACUCGGGUGACGGUGUCACCCACGUCAUCCCCGUGGCCGAGGGCUAUGUUAUUGGAUCAUCGAUCAAGUCUAUUCCCAUUGCUGGACGCGACAUCACCUACUUUGUCCAGUCACUCCUGAGAGACCGCGGCGAGCCCGACUCGUCGCUCAAGACGGCGCAGGAGAUCAAGGAGCAGUACUGCUAUGUGUGCCCCGACAUUGUCAAGGAGUUUGACCGCUUCGAUCGUGACCGCAGUCGCUUCAUGGAGCACGUUGUUGCGCACCCCGGCGGUCGCCAAGCGACUGUCGAUGUUGGUUACGAGCGCUUCCUUGCUCCUGAAAUCUUCUUCAACCCCGAAAUCUACUCGUCCGACUUUUUGACUCCCCUUCCCGUGGUGGUGGAUGGCGUCAUCCAGUCAUCCCCUAUCGAUGUGCGCCGCGGUCUCUACAAGAACAUUGUGCUCUCUGGUGGUAGCACACUCUACAAGGACUUUGGUCGCAGAUUACAGCGUGAUAUCAAGCAGUUGGUGGAUGCCAGAAUUCGGGCCAGCGAGGCUCGCAGCGGUGGAGCCAAGAGCGGUGGUCUUGAUGUCCAAGUCAUCACGCACAAGCGACAAAGGCACGGCCCCUGGUUUGGUGGCAGUUUGCUUGGUCAAACACCCGAGUUCCGAUCCUACUGCCACACCAAGGCGGAGUACCAAGAAUAUGGCCCAAGUAUUGUUCGGAGAUUUGCGCUGUUGGGUGGCCCUGCAGGCUCUUAG